Messenger RNA from Cyclopterus lumpus (lumpfish), 557 nucleotides. RefSeq names its product acylphosphatase 1, erythrocyte (common) type (gene acyp1). The record is from RefSeq and is a predicted model, not a curated record. The coding region runs from base 89 to 385 and encodes 98 amino acids. The transcript is spliced from 3 exons. Lineage: Eukaryota; Metazoa; Chordata; Actinopteri; Perciformes; Cyclopteridae. Gene Ontology annotation, molecular function: acylphosphatase activity.
CCGGAAAUGGAGUCCCGUAUGUUUUAAAAAGAGAUCUUUUGCAGCUGGAUAGUGUCUCACGGCUUCCUUUACGCUAUUCAGGUGCACUAUGAGCAACGAAGACCUCAUUUCAGUGGAUUAUGAAAUUUUUGGCAGAGUACAAGGCGUAUUUUUUCGGAAAUACACUCAAGCAGAGGGGAGGAAGCUAGGCCUGGUGGGAUGGGUCCAAAACACAGGCGCUGGAACUGUUCAGGGGCAGCUACAAGGCCCACGCAGCCGGGUGAAAGAAAUGCAAGAAUGGCUGAAAUCCACCGGCAGCCCCAAGUCACACGUAACCAAGGCCGAGUUUAAGAACGAGAAUACGGUCGAUAGCCUGGAACACUCAUCUUUUAACGUAGUAAAAUAAAAUCCCCCACAGACUUUACUUGUAAUAUUAACUUUGACGCAGAUGUUUUAUUUAUUUAUUUAAUUUUAUUAGUUGGAAUGCAGCUCAAGUAAGGAAAAGAUGUGUUUAUGUUUCUCCUUAAUAUUCACAUACUAGUAUAAUUCAAUUAAAACUCCUUCCAGCCUGCAUCACG